Messenger RNA from Syzygium oleosum, 1127 nucleotides. RefSeq lists its product as uncharacterized. NCBI's taxonomy places the organism in Eukaryota, Viridiplantae, Streptophyta, Magnoliopsida, Myrtales, Myrtaceae. Gene Ontology annotation, molecular function: box C/D methylation guide snoRNP complex binding. Gene Ontology annotation, biological process: box C/D snoRNP assembly. The record is from RefSeq and is a predicted model, not a curated record. The transcript has 7 exons. The coding region runs from base 380 to 1000 and encodes 206 amino acids.
UCACCCCUUUUGAUUGCCAAGAAAUCGCCUUGUCUAGAUUCCCUUUUUGUUUUUUGACAACCCAGUUGUGCAUAGUAGGAAUUUCCAGUUGCAAAGGGGUUCAGGGGCUUUUGUCUUGAGUACAGGGUUGAAUCAGCUGUCUGUGAAGUUCAUUUUGCUCUGCCAUUUAUUUGUGAGACUAGGAUGAUGUACAUUUGAUUGCCAGAAUGCUGUCAAAGACUUUUUUUUUUGGCUGAAAGUAAUGGGGUUUGGGUGUUCACAUGAAAUACUAAGCCUUGGUUCGAAGAGGAGUGAAGACGAGACACUUGAAAGAAGAGUGUGACAACUUCAAUCCCUCAACUUCACUUUUUGCCAAAGUACUUCUACAUAGCCAGCAGAGAUGGAGACUACAAGUCAAGAGCUUUUGAAAUUAGAGAAUAAGAGUCUCUCUUCCUCAUUGAUAGAGUCCACCUUGUUUAUAUGUAAAGAAAAGGAUUCAGACUCUAAAAGAAAGCAACCGCCCCCCAAUGGAAGGCCAUUAACAAGUUCAGUUCCUUCUAGCCAUGUACUUGGAAAAGUGAAAGAUUUUCUUGGAGUCAUGUCUGAGGCUAAUAAAAAACUGCAGGUUGAAGUCAAGGACAAUCCCAAAAGAUAUGACAUUGAAGUUCUUGAUGGGAAUGAGUCAGAAAUAAUAGAAAUGGACUUAAUGCUGGGGAUUGCCGAUCUUCAUACCCCCGAGGCAGUAGCUGCUGCAGAAUCUGCAGUUGCAAGUCAUCAUCCUCUGAAUCCUUUAGCUGCCAGCUUUGGUGAAAUGGAUUCAGACGAUACUACCGAUGACGACGAUGAUGACAGUGAUGAUGGCAGCGAGGAUGGUGAUGACGAUUGUGGUACUACCCAAGCAGGCGUUCCCGUAAAGCACGGGAGAUCUGAAAAUGGCAAAGAAGAUUCGCACGGAUCAAUCGGAAGGGAACGGUCAAGAAAGCAACCGAAAAAGAGGCCUGACAUUGUCGAGUUGUCUUGAUUCUGUACAUUGUUCGUAAUUGUAUCCAGUAAUAUGAGAAGUGCAAGGCAGGAGUUUCCUAGUUACUCGCUUUAAUGGAAAUUGAACCCAAGAGCAAUGUGUUAGGAAUAUUGUUAUUUGCUAGAAA